Dichomitus squalens LYAD-421 SS1 is the source of this 756-nucleotide messenger RNA. RefSeq lists its product as uncharacterized. Lineage: Eukaryota; Fungi; Basidiomycota; Agaricomycetes; Polyporales; Polyporaceae. The transcript is spliced from 4 exons. The record is from RefSeq and is a predicted model, not a curated record. The coding region runs from base 1 to 756 and encodes 251 amino acids.
AUGUUGACGUCUUUCAUCUCCCAUGUCUUGAGUGCUUGGUUUGCGUUCCUACUACCCAGCUAUGGCACAUGGAAGGCACUCACGCACCGUCCUGUCUCCGAGCCGGAUCUCGAGAGGUGGUGCAUGUAUUGGGCCGUGGUCGGCGCCUUCGUUGCGGUUGAGUAUGUGACGGGAUUCAUUCUGGACUGGGUCCCGUUCUACUGGGAGGCACGCACCGUCUUCCUGCUCUUCCUUUCGCUUCCCCAGACGCAGGGCUCUACUUGGGUGUACCAAACCUAUUUUCAUCCCUUCUUGACCAAGAACCAGGCCGAUAUCGACGCGAGCCUCGCGGCGGCGCAGAGCAACGCUCUCUCGUUCAUACAGUCUCGCCUCCAGGUCUUCUGGCAGACCUUCUGGGAUCUCGCCACCAAGAACCAGGCACGUGCCCCCACAGGCGCCUCUGGUGCUGCCCCUUCUGCUCCCCAGCAGCCUGCCGGUGCGGCCAACUACGCGGAGCUUGCCCGCGGCCUGUGGGCCUCUUACGGCUCUUCGUUGAUCGGCGCGGUCCAGCAGGCUGCGCGUCCCGCUACUGGUGCGCAGGCUGGGGCUGCCGCGGCCAGCCGCCCUGCUCCUACCCCCUACGAUGUCGGUUCGUCCAGCGGUGUCCAAACUCACCAGAACUCUUUCUCGUCGGAGAUGGUCAACAAUUUCUCGCCUUCGUCGUCGGCUUCUAACGUUUCCCCUCCGUUCCCCGAGCCACAGGUCGCUGCUGCAUGA